Ziziphus jujuba (common jujube) is the source of this 1818-nucleotide messenger RNA. RefSeq names its product cytochrome P450 87A3. Bases 188 to 1624 code for a protein of 478 amino acids. Gene Ontology annotation, biological process: sterol metabolic process. Gene Ontology annotation, molecular function: heme binding; oxidoreductase activity, acting on paired donors, with incorporation or reduction of molecular oxygen; iron ion binding. Lineage: Eukaryota; Viridiplantae; Streptophyta; Magnoliopsida; Rosales; Rhamnaceae. The transcript has 9 exons. The record is from RefSeq and is a predicted model, not a curated record.
UCUCCUUCUUGUCUUCUUCUUCUCCACACGUUUUCACCUCAACUUUCUUCUUUCAUAUUCCUAGUGUUUCUCAACUCUGUUUCUAAAUUUUUCUUUUUUCUGACAAAAAAAACUAAUACAGCAUUAUAUAACUCUUUUUCCUCAAGUUCCAAAUCUUCUUUAAGAAACUAUUUAUAGGGAAAAAAAAAUGUGGGUUCUGUGCAUUGGAGCUCUAGUUAUCAUAUGCAUCACACAUUGGGUUUACAGAUGGAAAAAUCCCAGAUGCAAUGGAAAACUACCUCCUGGUUCAAUGGGUUUUCCACUUCUUGGAGAGACACUUCAGUUUUUCAGUCCCAAUACUUCUUCUGAUAUUCCUCCUUUCAUUAAGAAAAGGAUGAAAAGAUAUGGGCCUAUAUUCAAGACCAAUUUGGUUGGUCGACCGGUUGUAGUAUCAACAGACCCGGAUCUAAAUUACUUCAUUUUCCAACAAGAGGGACAUUUGUUUCAGAGCUGGUAUCCAGACACAUUUACAGAGAUCUUUGGAAGACAAAAUGUGGGUUCGUUACAUGGUUUCAUGUAUAAGUACCUUAAGAAUAUGGUUCUGAACCUUUUUGGUCCUGAAAGCCUUAAGAAGAUGGUUCCUCAAAUUGAGCAAGCUGCAACUAGAAGAUUACAACAAUGGUCAAAUCAGAAUAGUGUGGAAUUAAAAGAGGCCACUGCAAGUAUGAUAUUUGACUUGACUGCAAAGAAACUGAUCAGUUAUGAUCAAAAUAACUCCUCUGAGAAUCUAAGGCAAAACUUCGUUGCAUUCAUUCAGGGGUUAAUCUCCUUCCCUCUGGACAUUCCUGGAACAGCUUAUCAUAAAUGUUUACAGGGUAGGAAAAGAGCAAUGAACAUGCUGAAGAAUCUGCUACAAGAAAGAAGGGAAAAUACCAAGAAGCAACAGAGUGAUUUUUUCGAUUUCGUCCUCGAAGAACUUCAGAAAGAAGGAACUAUCCUAACAGAGGCAAUUGCCUUGGAUCUUAUGUUUGUGUUACUGUUUGCCAGCUUUGAAACAACUUCCCUAGCUAUAACUUUAGCCGUUAAGUUUCUUUCAGACCAUCCUCUGGUGCUAAGCCAAUUAAGGGAGGAGCAUGAAUCCAUUGUAAAACAAAGGGAAAAUCCUGAUUCUGGACUCACAUGGAAAGAAUACAAAUCAAUGACAUUCACAUUUCAGUUCAUCAGUGAAACAGUCAGACUCGCUAAUAUUGUCCCAGGUAUCUUCCGGAGAGCACUUAGAGAUAUCCAGUUUAAAGAUUAUACCAUUCCAGCAGGUUGGGCAGUCAUGGUGUGUCCCCCAGCCGUACACUUAAACCCUGCAAAAUAUGAAGAUCCUCUGGCGUUCAAUCCUUCGAGAUGGAAGGGAAUGGAAUCAAAUGGUGCAUCCAAACAUUUCAUGGCUUUCGGUGGCGGUAUGAGAUUCUGUGUUGGAACAGAUUUUACUAAAGUGCAGAUGGCAGUAUUCCUCCAUUGCUUAGUUACCAAGUACAGGUGGGAUGCAAUCAGAGGAGGGAAUAUACUCCGAACUCCUGGUUUACAAUUUCCAAAUGGUUUCCACGUUCAGAUAAUGGAGAAUGAGACAAGGAAAGAUGGGAAGGACAUAUAAACUUUACGGAUGGUGGUACAAGAGAUUCAAAACUUUUGGUCUGUUACCAAGAAGAAUUACUAUUCACAGCUGCAAAGAAGGAUAGUAAUCAGCAAUAUACUCAAUGCGCAAAAUGGAGAAGCACUUGUCAUUGUUACUCCAAAAACGACAAUGACCUAUAAUUUUAAUGGUCAUAAAGUUUUGUGCCUUUUUUU